Messenger RNA from Pangasianodon hypophthalmus (striped catfish), 1300 nucleotides. Its product is annotated as synaptonemal complex protein 3. Bases 420 to 1040 code for a protein of 206 amino acids. The record is from RefSeq and is a predicted model, not a curated record. Lineage: Eukaryota; Metazoa; Chordata; Actinopteri; Siluriformes; Pangasiidae. The transcript is spliced from 8 exons. Gene Ontology annotation, cellular component: synaptonemal complex. Gene Ontology annotation, biological process: meiotic cell cycle; spermatid development.
AAAAAAGGCAGUUAGCUUAGCAGUUAGAAUCGUGUUGAUGUAGUUUCGUAUUUUUAAAAACGUUAGUAUUUUUUGUUUAAAUGUUUGUUCAGGUCAUAAAAACUUAUUUUUAAGUUUUAGUUAAGUAACUACAGCUAGCUAACGUUCUAUUAGCCUGGUUGUUAGCAUGCUAAUUCUACCAACGUUCCUUUAAUUACAUUUAACUAUACAGAUAAGUAGCUAAUUCAAAUAAUGUUGAAAGUCUAAUUUUAAGUAAAACAGAUGUAUGGCUGAGAUUAGUUAGUUAAGGUAUUAGUAAGUAGUGUUUAUUAGUAGUUAAGGUGUAUUAGCAGUGGUAAGGUUAGCUAGCUGCUGAGCGCUGUACCGUCUCUCUCACAGGAGCUAAAACUGAAGAUUAAUUAAUUUAUUAAUGAAGAACAAUGUCUCUUAAAGACUGCACUUCAUCCAGAGACACCAGUAGCACAGGUGCGACAGUAAAGAGACAGAAGCGCCGCACGUCCACAGACAGGAGUCUCACUGUCUCACCUGGCGGUGAGGUGAAGACCAUGCUGGACUGUUUCAGAGUGGACAUAAACAAGUCGUUUAUGGCUAAGAGGAAGUGUUUGGAGUCGUUCACCAGCUCGUCUCUGAAAACCAGCCAGCAGACGAUCGAGGCCCUGUGGAGGUCUCAUCAGAGAGAGCGAGCUCAGGUGUGUGAGGAUUACAGUGCUGAGUUCUCGUCCGUGUUCCAGCAGUGGCAGAGCGACAUGCAGAGGAGCAAAGACCAGGACAGGAAACUCACGUCUCUGUUCCAGCGUCAGCAGAUGAUGUUUCAGCAGAUGAGAGCUUCACAAACUGAGAGACUGAAGAUGCUCAAGGAGACUGUAGAUCUCUACAUCAAGAGCACACAGGAUCUUCAGGAUGCUCACGAGGAGCAGACCAUUGUGGCCAUGAGUGAAUUACGUCAGGAGAUGGCGCUGCUGCAGAAGAAACUCCUGAUAAACACACAGCAGGAGGAGAUGGCGUCGGUCAGGAACGCUCUGCAGUCCAUGCUCAUGUAGGUACUGACGCAGACCUUUACAGACCAAGACGAGUUCUAACGAGGCCGUGUGUGUGUGUGUGUGUGUGUGUGUGUGUGUGUGUGUGUGUGUGAGAUCCUUCACUCAGUCUGACUGAGGUUCAGGGCUACAAACGUCCUCUUUCAUUCUUCUCAAAUCUUCACUCAGGUUCACUUUGCCGUCUGAAAAUAAUUAUAGUAUAAAAUAAAUAAAUCCACAUAACGUUACUGAGAGACUCUGAAUAAACUCUGUGUGUGAGAUUA